Messenger RNA from Merops nubicus (carmine bee-eater), 939 nucleotides. Its product is annotated as carboxypeptidase E-like. The transcript is spliced from 3 exons. The record is from RefSeq and is a predicted model, not a curated record. The annotation marks the transcript as partial. NCBI's taxonomy places the organism in Eukaryota, Metazoa, Chordata, Aves, Coraciiformes, Meropidae.
AUCCAUCGAGGAGUGAAGGGGUUUGUUAAAGAUCUUCAGGGCAAUCCGAUAGCAAAUGCUACAAUUUCUGUGGAGGGGAUAAGCCAUGACAUUACAUCAGCCAAGGAUGGUGACUACUGGAGAUUGCUUGUACCUGGAAAUUACAAACUUACAGCCUCAGCACCAGGCUAUCUAGCAAUAACUAAAAAAGUGGCCGUGCCCUUUAGCCCUGCGGUUGUGGUUGAUUUUGAACUGGAAUCUUUGUCUGAAAGAAAAGAAGAGGAGAAAGAAGAGUUGAUGGAAUGGUGGAAGAUGAUGUCAGAAACACUAAAUUUUUAAAUUAAGCGUUUGGCUUUUCAGCUUUUAAUCUAUUAUAUGUUGACUUAGUAUAAUGUACUGUGUAAAGUCCCUCUAUUCUAGAUUUUGUGCACUUCACAAUAAUUAACUUUGAAUUUUUCAGUCAUCUUUUGAUUAAUAUGAUUACAAAUAACUGGUAUCCUCCUAGCUAGAUAAAUAAGUUAUUAAUUUUCUUUCAUAUUGUUAUAGAAAAUUUACUCUUAUAUACAAAUCUGAAUAAAAAAGAGUGAUUGUCUCUGCAGCUGGUAUGGAAGUACAAUCAGUAGUGUAUUAUUUGCAAAUUCAGAAUAUGUAGGUUAACUCUUGAUUUUUAUAAAAGAAAUAUGCUGUAGUCAAUUCCUAAUACUGCCAGAAAUACUUGACAGUGCAUAGUAGUAGACAGUGCUCUUUACUGAAUUCUAUAAUGGAUGUUAUUGAAAAGAAAUAAACUGAAAUAACAGUGUGUGGUGUAAUAAUAUUUUAUGAGGAUUAAAAUUCAGUAUAAUAUUUUCUGUGUCUCUGGUCUUGGGGCUAUUUAAAUAUGUAAGGAACAUAAGCUGACUUCAUUUUAGUAAGCAGAAGGAAUCUGUGUAAUCUCUUUUAUUAAAGAUGGCAUAGAAUGAA